Vigna angularis (adzuki bean) is the source of this 1322-nucleotide messenger RNA. Its product is annotated as AP2-like ethylene-responsive transcription factor At1g16060. Gene Ontology annotation, biological process: regulation of DNA-templated transcription. The transcript is spliced from 8 exons. Bases 74 to 1180 code for a protein of 368 amino acids. Gene Ontology annotation, molecular function: DNA-binding transcription factor activity; DNA binding. NCBI's taxonomy places the organism in Eukaryota, Viridiplantae, Streptophyta, Magnoliopsida, Fabales, Fabaceae. The record is from RefSeq and is a predicted model, not a curated record.
AACCAUUAAUAUCAUCAACAUCCAUCCAUCUAUAUCUUAUUCUUCUUUUCUCUUGCAUGGUGAAACCUUUUCCAUGGCCAAAAGAUCACACUCACAGCUUCGAACCCAGAAAAACAAUGCGACCAACAUUGCCAAUAAUCUUAAUGCAACCAACACUGUCCCCACCAAGGUCAAACGAACAAGGAGAAGUGUCCCCAGAGACUCCCCUCCUCAACGCAGCUCCAUAUACCGAGGAGUCACUAGGCACCGAUGGACUGGUCGCUACGAAGCUCAUUUAUGGGACAAGCAUUGCUGGAAUGAAACACAGAACAAAAAAGGACGACAAGUUUACCUUGGUGCUUAUGACAAUGAAGUGGCAGCAGCACAUGCUUAUGAUCUAGCUGCACUAAAAUACUGGGGUCAAGAUACCAUUCUUAAUUUUCCGUUAUCAAACUAUCUGAACGAACUGAAAGAAAUGGAGGGUCAAUCACGGGAGGAGUAUAUUGGAUCUCUGAGGAGGAAAAGCAGUGGUUUCUCUCGAGGGAUUUCUAAAUACAGAGGGGUUGCAAGACAUCAUCACAAUGGACGGUGGGAGGCUCGGAUUGGCAAAGUUUUUGGCAAUAAAUAUCUUUAUCUGGGAACUUACGCUACCCAAGAAGAAGCUGCUACGGCCUAUGACCUCGCAGCUAUAGAAUACCGUGGACUCAAUGCUGUCACCAAUUUCGAUCUCAGCCGCUACAUCAAGUGGCUUAAGCCUAAUAACAACACCAACAAUAAUGACCAGAUUAGCAUUAAUCUCAGUGACAUGAAUAACAAUUGCACCAGCAGCAACUUCACCCCAAACCCUGAUCAAGAACAAGAGCAAGAACUAAGCUUCCUCCACAACCAGGAUUCAGUGAAUACUGUUGUAGAAGAAGCCACAUCGGUGACACAUCAGCCCCGUGCAUCAGGUGCCACGUCAGCAUUGGAGCUUCUGCUUCAGUCAUCAAAGUUCAAGGAAAUGAUGGAGAUGACAUCUGUGGCCAAUAUGUCGACACAGAUGGAGUCUGAGUUGCCACAGUGUGCGUUUCCUGAUCACAUUCAAACGUACUUUGAGUAUGAAGAUUCCAACAGAUAUGAGGAAGUGGAUGAUCUCAUGUUCAAGUUCAACGAGUUCAGCUCCAUUGUGCCGUUUUACCACUGUGACGAGUUCCAGAGUUGAAGUGAAGUUUACAUAAUCAAUGCAUGCAGACAACAAAAUAUUAUAUGUUUGUUUAUUUGUUUAAUUGGUCCAUUAUAUGUGUUAAAGACUACUCUGGAAUCUUCUGUCGAGUUUAAGGUUUUCGAAGAGGGUCACCAGUCAC